CGGGGCGGCAGCCGGCAGAGGAAAGGCGCUGCAGUCUCCGGGCCUCGCGGCCCCGGUCGAGCUUCCUCAGCACCGAGGGCUUGCGGGUCCUGAGGGGAGGACACGAGCCCGGAGCCGGGCACUGAGCUCUUGGGCGCCCCCAACCCAGUUUUCAGAACCCUCCACGCUGCGGCCGCUGUCCCCUCCGGACCAUGGCCGACGACGACGUGCUGUUCGAGGAUGUGUACGAGCUGUGCGAGGUGAUCGGCAAGGGUCCCUUCAGUGUUGUACGACGAUGCAUCAACAGAGAAACUGGACAACAAUUUGCUGUAAAAAUUGUUGACGUAGCCAAGUUCACAUCAAGUCCAGGGUUAAGUACAGAAGAUCUAAAGCGGGAAGCCAGUAUCUGUCAUAUGCUGAAGCAUCCACACAUUGUAGAGCUGUUGGAGACAUAUAGCUCAGAUGGGAUGCUUUACAUGGUUUUUGAAUUUAUGGAUGGAGCAGAUCUGUGUUUUGAAAUUGUAAAGCGAGCUGAUGCUGGUUUUGUAUACAGUGAAGCUGUAGCCAGCCACUACAUGAGACAGAUACUGGAAGCUCUACGCUACUGUCAUGAUAAUAACAUAAUUCACAGGGAUGUGAAGCCCCACUGUGUUCUCCUCGCCUCAAAAGAAAAUUCUGCACCUGUUAAGCUUGGGGGCUUUGGGGUAGCCAUUCAGUUAGGAGAAUCUGGACUUGUUGCUGGAGGACGCGUUGGAACACCUCACUUUAUGGCCCCAGAAGUGGUCAAGAGAGAGCCUUAUGGAAAGCCUGUGGAUGUCUGGGGCUGCGGUGUGAUUCUUUUCAUCCUGCUCAGCGGCUGUUUGCCUUUCUACGGAACCAAGGAAAGAUUGUUUGAAGGCAUUAUUAAGGGAAAAUAUAAGAUGAAUCCAAGGCAGUGGAGCCAUAUCUCUGAAAGUGCCAAAGACCUAGUGCGCCGCAUGCUGAUGCUGGAUCCUGCUGAAAGGAUCACUGUUUAUGAAGCACUGAAUCACCCAUGGCUUAAGGAGCGGGAUCGUUAUGCCUACAAAAUUCAUCUUCCAGAAACAGUAGAACAACUGAGGAAAUUCAAUGCAAGGAGAAAACUAAAGGGUGCAGUACUAGCGGCUGUGUCAAGUCACAAAUUCAAUUCCUUCUACGGGGACCCUCCUGAAGAGUUGCCAGAUUUCUCCGAAGACCCUACCUCCUCAGGACUUCUAGCAGCAGAAAGAGCCGUCUCUCAGGUGCUGGACAGCCUGGAAGAGAUUCACGCACUUACAGACUGCAGUGAAAAGGACCUAGAUUUUCUACACAGUGUUUUCCAGGAUCAGCAUCUUCACACACUGCUGGAUCUGUAUGACAAAAUUAACACAAAGUCUUCGCCACAAAUCAGGAAUCCUCCAAGCGAUGCAGUACAGAGAGCCAAAGAGGUAUUGGAAGAAAUUUCAUGUUACCCUGAGAAUAAUGACGCGAAGGAACUAAAGCGUAUUUUAACACAACCUCAUUUCAUGGCCUUACUUCAGACUCACGACGUGGUGGCGCAUGAAGUUUACAGUGAUGAAGCAUUAAGGGUCACACCUCCGCCGACUUCCCCGUAUUUAAACGGCGAUUCUCCAGAAAGUGCAAAUGGAGACAUGGACAUGGAGAAUGUGACCAGAGUUCGCCUGGUACAGUUUCAAAAGAACACAGAUGAGCCAAUGGGAAUCACUUUGAAAAUGAAUGAGCUCAAUCAUUGUAUUGUUGCAAGAAUCAUGCAUGGCGGGAUGAUUCACAGGCAAGGUACACUUCAUGUUGGUGAUGAACUGAAAAUCAAUGGCAUCAGUGUCGCUUAACUGUAAACAGUGAACAGCUACAAAAAUGCUUGUAAGGAAAUGCGAGGGAGUAUUACCUUCAAGAUUGUGCCAAGCUACCGCACUCAGUCUUCGUCCUGUGAGAGAGAUUCCCCCUCCACUUCCAGACAGUCCCCUGCUAAUGGUCAUAGCAGCACUAACAAUUCUGUUUCGGACUUGCCAUCAACCACCCAACCAAAAGGACGACAGAUCUAUGUAAGAGCACAAUUUGAAUAUGAUCCAGCCAAGGAUGACCUCAUCCCCUGCAAAGAAGCUGGCAUCCGGUUCCGAGUUGGUGACAUCAUCCAGAUUAUUAGUAAGGAUGACCACAACUGGUGGCAGGGUAAACUGGAAAACUCCAAAAACGGAACUGCAGGUCUCAUUCCUUCUCCUGAACUUCAGGAAUGGCGAGUAGCUUGCAUUGCCAUGGAGAAGACCAAACAAGAGCAGCAGGCCAGCUGUACUUGGUUUGGCAAGAAAAAGAAGCAGUACAAAGAUAAAUAUUUGGCAAAGCACAAUGCAGUGUUUGAUCAAUUAGAUCUUGUCACAUAUGAAGAAGUAGUGAAACUGCCAGCAUUCAAAAGGAAAACAUUAGUCUUAUUAGGUGCACAUGGUGUUGGGAGAAGACACAUCAAAAACACCCUCAUCACAAAGCACCCGGACCGGUUCGCAUACCCCAUCCCACAUACAACCAGACCUCCAAAGAAAGAUGAAGAAAAUGGCAAGAAUUACUACUUUGUAUCUCAUGACCAAAUGAUGCAAGACAUCUCAAAUAAUGAAUACUUGGAGUACGGCAGCCAUGAGGAUGCAAUGUAUGGGACAAAACUGGAGACCAUUCGGAAAAUCCAUGAGCAGGGGCUGAUUGCGAUUCUGGACGUGGAGCCUCAGGCAUUGAAGGUCCUAACUGCAGAGUUCGCUCCUUUUGUUGUCUUCAUUGCGGCGCCAACUAUCACCCCAGGUUUAAAUGAGGAUGAAUCUCUUCAGCGCCUGCAGAAGGAGUCCGAUGUCUUGCAGAGAACAUAUGCACACUACUUCGAUCUCACAAUUAUCAACAAUGAAAUUGAUGAGACAAUCAGACAUCUGGAGGAAGCCGUCGAGCUUGUGUGCACAGCCCCACAGUGGGUCCCGGUCUCCUGGGUCUAUUAGGCUUCUCUGUGGCUAUCUGAGUAUAAAACCGGGAGCCACUUCCUAUGUGGAAAAGCCUCUUUGUUAUCGGCCUUGUGUCAGCAGGUCGUGGUCCCUAGAGACUACCUAGUUGUAGUGUGACCUACAUUUAUAAUUAUUGUCAUGUCCGAAUAGAUAGGAGGAGAAAAUCAAUUACACACUAAUUUAAAGAGACAGUAUCUUUUUUAAUCAGUUCUCCUAAACUUUAAUAAAAUGUAUCUUUAAAUGUAUGUAUUAUUCAAUCCUUUGGAAUGUUAUAUUUUUGGAAAUCAUAGCUUUUUAUUUCCAAGGCCCCUAAAAACUGCACAAAAUAGAUGCUGCUUUCUAUAAUCUAUUUUAAUAAUAAUAAACAUGAUUCUGUUACCUUGACUGGGGGUGGAACACUACAUUCUUUUUAGAGUCUGAUUUUAUGGAUUGGAAUACCUUUCUUUCCUUUAUUUAUUUGAAAUGAUUAGUCUAGUGAUUACAAAACAGUCAUAAAUUUUUAAAGGCCUUUUUUCUCUCUCUUUUUUUUAAGUCCUUUAUGUAACAUCCAGAUACUGUGAUACUGUCUCUUUGAAGCACCCUGUAAACCUUUUAGAGAUUUGAAGUUGGGUCUUGACUCUUAAUGCAUGUGGACAGUCGCGAGCGUUUAUGCUGUCGGUGUGUCUGUGUUGGACAAAACAAUCUGUAAUUACAGCGAAGUACAUUCCGUUCACGGGGCAUACCCAGGGGAGUAAGAAUAAAUUGCUAUUAUGACUAAGUUGUAAACCUAUGCACAUCCCUUGCAUUUCGGGCAACUUUAUAAAACAGAAAAAAAAGAUUUUUAUUAAUAAUAAUCAUGUAGUGAAAUGUGUUUGUAAUUUUGUCUCAAUUUAAUUUGUUGUAAGGUGGGAGGGGGUAUUGCUGGUUUCGCCAUUUCAGAUCUGUGUUGUCUAAGAGUAUUAACGUUUUAAUUAAGCAAAGAAAUGCGGAUUUUUAAUCUGUAUGUAAUUGUUUUAAGCACCCAUUUAAAGAGAAUAUACUGUGCAAUGAAGAAACCAGUUUAGGCAUUUGCUACAAACUGAAUUAUUCCAAAAGAAUAAUCUAUAACCGCCCUGUAAAUUCCUUUAAAAUGAUAACUAACAGGACAGUCUGACCAUUUUUUAAAAUAUACUUCAUUGUAUGUGUUCAAUAAUUAAA
Messenger RNA from Rattus rattus (black rat), 4148 nucleotides. It is a transcript of the gene Cask, whose product is annotated as calcium/calmodulin dependent serine protein kinase. NCBI's taxonomy places the organism in Eukaryota, Metazoa, Chordata, Mammalia, Rodentia, Muridae. Gene Ontology annotation, cellular component: basolateral plasma membrane; plasma membrane; cell-cell junction. Gene Ontology annotation, molecular function: ATP binding; protein kinase activity; signaling receptor binding. Gene Ontology annotation, biological process: regulation of neurotransmitter secretion; protein phosphorylation. The record is from RefSeq and is a predicted model, not a curated record.